GCGUUUUUCAACACUAUACCAGCGAAUUUUCGGAGCGUGCUGCUGAUUUUAAUAAACAAUUUUGAUUUUUGUCGUAUUUUAAAGAAAACGUUUAGAUCAAAAUGAAUGCGCCACCCACCUUUGAGUCAUUUCUGCUCUAUGAAGGCGAGAAGAAAAUCAUCAAAGAAUUGGACACAAAAGUGACAAAUGCGGCUAUAUUUACGAUAAAUAAAGAGGAUCACACUCUAGGAAACAUGAUCCGCAACCAGCUCCUGAAGGACCCCAAUGUAUUGUUUGCCGGCUACAAGGUUCCACAUCCCCUAGAGCAUAAGUUCGUUAUCCGGAUCCAGACUACGGCUGACUAUUCACCGCAGGAGGCGUUCAUGAAUGCCAUAACCGAUCUUCUGGCAGAAUUAUCUCUCUUUGAAGAGCGUUUUAAGGAUGCCAUCAAGGAGAAAAAGGAGGGCGGCGAUUAAUUGUAGAUUUACCACUCGUAAUAACCCAAUAAAUUCUAGACAGUCCUUCUUCCA
This is a messenger RNA of Drosophila eugracilis, 509 nucleotides long. It is a transcript of the gene Rpb11, whose product is annotated as DNA-directed RNA polymerase II subunit RPB11. The record is from RefSeq and is a predicted model, not a curated record. Gene Ontology annotation, biological process: transcription by RNA polymerase II. NCBI's taxonomy places the organism in Eukaryota, Metazoa, Arthropoda, Insecta, Diptera, Drosophilidae. The transcript is spliced from 4 exons. Gene Ontology annotation, molecular function: DNA binding; protein dimerization activity. Bases 102 to 455 code for a protein of 117 amino acids. Gene Ontology annotation, cellular component: RNA polymerase II, core complex.